Molecule: messenger RNA, 443 nt
Organism: Dreissena polymorpha
Lineage: Eukaryota; Metazoa; Mollusca; Bivalvia; Myida; Dreissenidae
Exons: 6
Coding region: 69-443 (124 amino acids)
Source: RefSeq, a predicted model, not a curated record
UGAUUUUCACAAACUCAGAAGAUGAUGAGGCAUCAUCAACCCCAAGUUCCACACCCCAGGGACAGAGAAUGGGAGCGGAGCCCGGGCCUCAGCCACUGAGACGCUCCCAGCGGAUAAGCCCGCAAGGGCAGCCUGUGUACAGAGGACAAGACGGACCUGCACCCAAAAAGAAAAGAAAUUCUAAAAGAAAAACUAGAGAUGAGGAAAGUGACGAACUGAUGAACUCCCUGCCAGGGGCACCCAUCGCCAGUCAGGGCUCGCCAGUCAGGGCUAACCCCGCCAGCCUAACGACCCAGUCCCAGGACAGACGUUUAGGCGACCAAAGGGAGGCCUUCAGAUGGAAAGAAAGGGUGUAUUUCUUGGAGCAGCUGGAGGCCGCAGAGCACCUCCACAGCCUUGUGGAAAAGAUGCAAUGUAAACUUGACAUACCGAUGGAUGUUUGA